CCUCCCUCAAACAUGGACUUGUAAGAAGAUAUUCAUAGAACAACAACAGAAGACUUUUCAGGUUCCUCAAAUCCUCUUAAAAUUGUUAGACAAACAUACUCUUAACAGAAAAUGGAAGAAUGUUGCUAAUUCUGGUCAGGUGUUAUACCAUUACAAGCACCAUGGGAGCAUCAAUCUUUCAGAAACUAGGCUCUCUUUCAUUCCUCAUCAUGUCUGUAGUUUUCGUUUCGUCUUCCAAAUGUGUUGCUUCAGCUACUGUUUCUACUGAUGAAGUUGGUGCUCUUCUCCAAUGGAAAACCAGCCUUCAAGACCCUCAAUCACUCCUAACUUCAUGGAGUGCUCAGCACUUCCCAAAUGCAACAAGUCCAACUUCAUGGAGUGCUCAGCACUUCCCAAAUGACACAAGUCCAUGCACUUGGUUUGCCAUUUCUUGCAACAAUGCCAAGAGUGUCACCACAAUAAACCUUACCAAGUCGGGUUUACAAGGUACGCUUCACGAAUUUUCAUUCUCCUCCUUCCCGAACCUUGAGCACUUUGAUCUCAGCAUGAACUCAAUCUUUAGUACCAUUCCACCUGAAAUCAAUCAACUCUCCAAACUAGUGUAUCUUGAUUUAUCUGAUAACAUGUUGAAUGGUUCAAUUCCUGCUUCUUUCGGAAACCUUAGCAGUCUUGCUUACUUGAAUCUAGGUAGGAACUUUCUUACUAGUUCAGUUCCUUUAGAAAUGGGCAAUCUUCCAGAGUUGGUGGAGCUUUACUUGAAUACCAACAAACUUACAGGUCAGCUCCCACAAACUUUUGGGAACUUAAGAAAGCUAAAAGUACUAUACAUGUUUGAGAACAUAUUUGUUGGCUCCAUUCCCUUGGAGAUAGGGAAGUUGGCAUCUCUCAGCAAUCUAAGCCUUCACACCAACAACUUUUCUGGAAGUAUCCCGGAUUCCAUAUGUGACCUGAGACACCUUACUGCACUCAAACUGCAUCGGAACAAUCUUUCAGGCCCAAUUCCGGAAAAUAUUGGAAGCUUGAAGUCUCUUGUUGUUCUAAAUGUCUGCGAGAAUAAACUCAGCGGUCCUAUUCCCAUGUCAAUUGGUAACUUGAGCAAGUUAAAGGUUCUAUACAUCCGCGACAACAAACUCUCUGGUUCCAUUCCUCAAGUGAUAGGAGAUCUUAUGAGCUUGACUGUGAUAAGAGUUGCUAGAAACAAUUUGACUGGUCAUUUACCACAUAAUCUCUGCAAAUGUGGAGUGCUUGCAUCGUUUACAGCUAAUGGAAAUCGUCUCAUAGGUCGAAUGCCUGAAAGCUUGAGAAACUGCACAACCUUGAAUAGAGUCCGUCUUGAUGGGAACCAAUUCACUGGAAAUAUAUCUGAAGAUUUUGGUGAAUAUCCAAACUUGGAUUACAUAAAUCUAAGUGACAAUAAUUUUUAUGGUGAAAUUUCGGAGAAAUGGGGCAAGUCUCUGCAGCUAACAGAUCUUGAGAUUGCAGGUAACAACAUAACAGGUUCCAUACCACCUGAGUUUGGUAAUUUGACUCAACUACAUGUGCUUAAUCUUUCUUCGAAUCAUUUAGUUGGGAAAAUCCCUUUGGGACUAGGAAAGUUGACCUUUUUGGAGAGGCUUAUACUGAACGACAAUCAACUUUCUGGUGCUAUACCUCAAGAACUUGGAUCACUGACUGACCUUGAGUUUCUUGACCUGUCCAAAAACAACUUGAGCCAGUCAAUUCCUAGUAGUCUGGGGAACCUAGUGAAACUGCACCACCUGAACUUGAGCAACAACGAGUUGAGCCAUGGAACCCCAACCAAGUUGGGUCAGUUGAAGCAGCUGUCUGUGCUAGAUUUGAGUCAUAAUUUUCUUAGUCAAGAGAUACCAAAGGAGUUUUGUAAUUUGGAAAGCUUGUUGACACUGAAUCUGUCCCACAAUAACCUCUCUGGUAUUGUUCCCCAGACUUUUGCUGACCUUCGUGGCUUGGAGUUCGUUGACAUAUCAUACAAUCGAUUAUGGGGUCCGAUUCCAGAAAACAAAGCAUUUCAAGAAGCUCCUAUAGAAGCAUUGCAAGGGAAUCAAGGUCUGUGUGGCAAUGCUACAGGUCUACCGCCCUGCACUAAGAAUCCUGGCAAAAAGAAGCACAGCUCGAACAUUGGUUACAAAGUCGUGUGCUUGGUAAUCGCACCUGUGGUAGGAGUACUUAUACUUGUUUUCUGUGGAAUUUAUAUCACUUACAGAAGAAAAAAGAAUUGUCAAAAAACAGAUGAAGAGGACUUGCACCCUAAAGAAUUUGAACUUCGUUCAAUGUCGAUUUUUGAAGGAAAAUUGUUGUAUGAAGAAAUUGCAAAAGCAACUGAGGAUUUUGAUGAUGCUUAUUGCAUUGGGAAGGGAGGCACUGGAAGCGUUUACAAGGCAAAGCUUCCAUCUGAUGACGUGGUAGCUAUAAAGAAACUCCAUAGUACUCAAUGUGAUGGUGAGAGGAGCUUUGAAAAAGAGUUCUUAAACGAGGUGAUGGCAUUGACUGAGAUACGCCACCGGAACAUUGUGAAAUUUUAUGGCUCUUGUUCACAUCCACGACACUCACUUUUGGUUUAUGAGUACCUCGAAAGGGGUAGCUUGUUCUCAAUCUUGUGCAAUGAAGAAGCAGCCAAGGAAUUGGAUUGGAGCAAGAGGGUGAAUAUCAUCAAAGGUGUUGCUCAUGGCUUAUCAUACAUGCACUCUGAUGUAUCGCCACCAAUUGUUCAUCGGGACAUAACCAGCAAGAACAUUUUGCUAGAUGCCGAGUAUGAGGCUUGCAUUUCGGACUUUGGCAGUGCUAAGCUGCUACAGCUCGGUGCAACUAACUGGACUGCUGUCGCAGGCACAUUCGGAUAUGUAGCACCAGGUAACAUAACUCAUCCAAAUGUCAAAUAUGAAUCCAUCAAUGAUUUCAUAACAUAAUAUGUCCCAA
This is a messenger RNA of Rosa rugosa (rugosa rose), 2934 nucleotides long. RefSeq names its product MDIS1-interacting receptor like kinase 2-like. The coding region runs from base 120 to 2924 and encodes 934 amino acids. NCBI's taxonomy places the organism in Eukaryota, Viridiplantae, Streptophyta, Magnoliopsida, Rosales, Rosaceae. The record is from RefSeq and is a predicted model, not a curated record. Gene Ontology annotation, molecular function: protein kinase activity; protein binding; ATP binding. Gene Ontology annotation, biological process: protein phosphorylation. The transcript has a single exon.